AUGCACAAUGACAUUCGCUUUAUCUAUGCCAACGAUUCAAAAACUACAAUUCUUCAGCUGACCAAGUUGAACAUCAACCUCGUGUUUGAUGCAUGCAGUCAUGUUUUGCUGCUUAUUGAAAUAAACCAAGUGGGCACUUAUGGAGUCGAGUACAAAUAUAAAGGCGAAUCUAUGUCUUCCUUUCACUUCAAGCACAUAUACAACAAGAUAUUCGGUCCGACGUAUCCGGGAACCAAGGACGAAGCGUCAAAGAGCUACCGACUCUCGUAUCCAGGCAUUGCGUUUUUGUUCAACAUCGAGGGUGUGGCUCUGAAUCAAGGCAGCGACGACCUGAUUAGGACUCUUAAUAACAACAACUAUGAUAUUAAUUGCUAUUCCAUCACCAUCUUCAAGGGAGAUAGCUGGCACGAGGGUGCUCAGAAAAUAAGGGAUGUUAUCGAGGAUACUAAUAUGACUAACAAAGUCCGUCAUUUAUCUGAACUGUUCCCGUCAAAUCAUGCUCCACAAAACACCAUAGGCUACGCGUCAGUUGAUUUGCAGGCGAGACCGAGCGUGUCAAUCCCCGAAUACGCCCAAAUUACUCUUGUUAUUGGAGUUUCUACUAUGCAGGAGGUGACAUCCAAAUUGGGGCCCCCAGACGAUACCCUGUUAAAAUACAGAGAGAUCAGCAGCUAUGGCUCUAAGGGAAUUAAGAUAUACAAAAUCCACAAUUACUUCCGGUACGGACUGGAUUUGAUUUAUGUGCUUGACGAGAUCAAGAAUGGGUCAAGUAUCCUCGCAAAGAUUACAAUACAUUGCAAUGUUGAGAACUCUCUGGAGUUUUUGAAAUAUGAGAAACUUAAUUUCAAGAUUGAAUCCCUGACCUCAACGGACACAGUGUACAGCCACCAGCGAUUUGAUGAAAUCCAAAUGCUUCUGCCCCGUGAAUUGAAAAACAAAUUUGUCUUUUUAAACAGGAAAGAGUAUGAAAUCAACUCUUUCAGUAUAAAUUCUGAUAACGCCUUUGAAGUUAUCGAUUACGAGGACAAUUUUGACAGCAGCACAUCCGUAGAGGACGAAAGUACAUCCAGCGCGAACGCAGAAGAAAACGAAGAAUACAAGAACUGGGGAUUGACAAAGCUUUUUGGAUAUGGGAGGUGUCUCUUUGAAAUCCUCAUUGACGGCAACAGGAUUAGCUCGAUCACAAUAGUUUAA
Ogataea parapolymorpha DL-1 is the source of this 1194-nucleotide messenger RNA. RefSeq lists its product as uncharacterized. Gene Ontology annotation, biological process: Golgi to plasma membrane protein transport. NCBI's taxonomy places the organism in Eukaryota, Fungi, Ascomycota, Pichiomycetes, Pichiales, Pichiaceae. Bases 1 to 1194 code for a protein of 397 amino acids. The transcript has a single exon. The record is from RefSeq and is a predicted model, not a curated record. Gene Ontology annotation, cellular component: trans-Golgi network.